CCCAAAAUUAUGGCCAUCACUAAAACCGAAAACCAAAAUCCGAUAGUGCCAGGACAUUCCAGGUUAGUAAGACUCAUAGCAAUAGUCUUGCUUGCACUAAUAGUCCUAGUUGGUCUAACAGUUCUCAUUAUUUGGUUAACCAUCAAACCGAAAAAGCUAGUCUACUACAUUGAUGAUGCCUCUAUCAACAACUACAAUUUAACCCAUCACAACCACCUAAAUGCGACCUACAGCUUUAUCCUUCGUGCACACAAUCCUAACAAAAAAGUAUCCGUUUACUACGAUAAAGUUGAUUUAUCAGUUUUAUAUGACGAUGAGGCGGUUAGCAGAGGGACUAUUGAUCCAUUUUACCAGCCCAAAAGAAACACAACCAUUUUUAAGUUGAAUAAUCUUGCAUCAUGUGAUGUGGCAUUGCCUGAACAAACUGCACGAGACAUCAAGGCGGAGAGGUCGUCGGGUCGAAUUGAGAUGAUUGUGAAGCUGAGAGCUAGAAUAAGGUUCAAGGUGGGAGUGUGGAAAUCAAGACAUUACCGCUUGAAAGUAACAUGUGAACCUGUUUUGGUUCAUUUCUCGACUUCCUCAAAAGGCUUUCAAUCGACCAAGUGUGAUGUUGAUAUUUGAUUGCUGGGUUGAAUCGUACGAGCAUUUGUUACAUUUUUUUUCAUAUUCUUUUUUCCCUUUUUCUUUUCAUUUUGUUGAUGUUGUUUACUAGUAUAAAAAUUUGUAAGUGUGAUUUAUUUAUUUGUAUGCUUAUUUACUUGUAUGUUUUCUUAUAUUAUUGAAUGAAUGCUUAUAUGCUUUACAA
Erigeron canadensis is the source of this 805-nucleotide messenger RNA. RefSeq lists its product as uncharacterized. The record is from RefSeq and is a predicted model, not a curated record. Gene Ontology annotation, biological process: defense response to other organism. NCBI's taxonomy places the organism in Eukaryota, Viridiplantae, Streptophyta, Magnoliopsida, Asterales, Asteraceae. The transcript has a single exon. The coding region runs from base 10 to 621 and encodes 203 amino acids.